GCGAAGUUCAACAAAUGUUGUACAUUAGAUUACAGAUGCUGUCACCGUAGCUUAUUAACGAUGUGAGCUUUCCAACUCCCCCGGGCCCCAAGGCCCUGUCGCUCACCCUAAACAUUUCCACCGUCGCCUACACCUCCGCGCUUCUGUCUCAGUGAAGCGAGCUCCUUUCAUACUGUAUCCUCGUACAAUGGGCCACACGCAGGCAGUCGAGAGCCCCUUUCUGGCCACCUUGAUCAAGGGCCAUAGAAUCCGACCCGAGCACACCAAGUCACUGCCGACUUUUUACCGCAAUCUGGAGGAGGCUCUUGACGUCAAGCGCGCCUCUGACAGCUUUUACUCCACACUUCCGACCACAGAUAGCGGCCUGGAUGGCAGCUCAGUCGACUUCAGCUCCGGGGAUGUCCUGUCCAUGGCCGGGAACUCACAGCACCGCGCCGAGUUCCUUGCCGAGCUCGACUCGCAUCCCGACUUCGCCCUGGGUACCACCAGCUCGAGGCUCCUGGACGGCAACUACCCCUACAUAGAGCAAGCCGAGUCGCACAUCGCAGCCUUCCACGGUGCCGAGACGGGCUUGCUCGUGGGCUCCGGGUUCGAGGCCAACCUGGCCAUCUGGACAACCAUCCCAAAGCAAGGGGACGUCAUUGUGUAUGACACGUUGGUCCAUGCGAGCACGAAUGACGGCAUAAGACAGUCGAUGGCCACGGACAGGGUCGCAUUCCCGCAUAGCGAUGUCGACGCCUUCCGAGACACGCUGCGGGACAUCCUGGCCACGCGGCCGCUGGUGCGCCAGGGGAAGCGGUCUGUCAUCGUUGCCGUCGAGGCGGUAUACAGCAUGGAAGGUGAUGUAUGUCCGCUGCAGGAACUCGUCGAAGCUGCGCAGGAUGUCUUCCAGGACCAUGAGGGCGGCAUACAGUUCGUCGUGGACGAGGCGCACAGCGUUGGCUUGAUAGGCCCCGAAGGGCGGGGGCUCGUCUGCGAGCUCGGGCUGGAGAAAGAGGUUGCCGUGAUUAUGCAUAGCUUUGGCAAGGCCAUCGGGGCCGCCGGGGCAAUCAUUCUCGGCAACAAAAUCAUCCGAGAUACAGUUAUAAAUUUCAGAAGGGCAAUCAUGUUCUCUACAGCGCCCACGUUCCCUUUUGUCGCCGCUAUAAUGUCUGGGUAUAAGGUGCUCAGCACAAAAGAAAAGGACCGGCAACACGUCCAGGACAUGGCCAGGCUGUUCUUUGAGCUUUUGACCUCGCAUCCCCUCUGGCCCGCAGCCAAGUCCAAGGGUAUCCUACGCGUCCCUCUGGCUGAUGGAUGGGAAGAGCGGGUGAUCAACACCCAUAUAAUCGCCAUCUCCACCAGGCCCAGGACUUUCUGGUGGAUGUACUAUCACCUCCUCUCGGCUUCAUUCCGCACCUUCCCGGCGACAUACCCGGCCGUACCACCGGGAGAGGAUCGCUUGCGCGUCAUCAUCCACGCUCACAACACGGAAGAGCAAAUCACGGGAUUUGUCGAUGCACUUUACGCAUGGGUGCAAGAAAUGAUGGACAUAGAGGCUGGAACUGCGGCAGCACCCGUGACCAAGGCGGCAAAGGAGGUGUACGAUUGGAUGAGACGGGAGCAGCUGUAUUCAAGGGGGGGUUGCUUCAUGAAUGAGGAUCCUGCUGCAUUCGAUGCCCCCUUCUUCUCCAUCACGGCCAAGGAGGCGGCUUCGAUGGACCCGCAGCAACGAUGGCUUCUCGAGACUUCUUACAGAGCUUUGGAAAAUGCUGGUAUUCCCUUGGAAAAAGCAGCAGGCACCAGUACAGCCGUCUAUGCUGCUUCUAGCACCGAAGACUACCUUAUGAUGAUUGCCAAAGACCCAGACCAUGCGCCGCAAAUGGUGUCCACCUCGACCAGCCCGAGUAUUCAGGCGAACCGCCUCAGUUGGUACUUCGACCUGAGAGGGCCCAGCAUCCAUGUCAACACUGCUUGUUCGUCCAGUAUGGUUGCCAUGGAUCUCGCAUGCCAGAGCCUGAGGAGCGGGCAGAGUUCCAUGGCCUUGGUGACGGCCGUCAACAGUAUGCUGAGCCCGGAAUGGUCCAUCUACAUGUCCAACAUGAAUUUCCUGUCGCCGGACAGUCGGUGCUACAGCUUUGAUCACCGCGCCAACGGCUAUGCAAGAGGAGAAGGCGUCAUUGUCCUCGUGCUCAAGAGGCUUUCCGAUGCCAUCAGGGACCGAGACACGAUUCGUGCCGUGAUUCGAGGGACGGGCUCCAACCAGGACGGCCGUACCCCUGCCCUUCCUCAACCCAGCCAGUCCGCCCAAGAGGCACUCAUUCGGCAGGUGUACAAGAGCUGCAGCUUGGGCUUCGAGACCACGCGCUACGUGGAAACCCAUGGAACCGGAACGCAAAUUGGAGACGUGACAGAAGCAACCGCACUAGGCCGGGUUUUCAGGGGCAGCAGUGGCUCAGUGAAGGGAAACAUCGGUCAUCUAGAAGGAUGUAGCGGUCUGGCCGGCAUCCUCAAAAGCAUCAUGAUACUCGAGACAGGAAUCAUCCCUCCAAACGCCUCGUUCGAGAAGCUGAACCCCAAGAUCAAAGCCAAGUUGUACCACAUGGAGGUUCAAUUCCCUACUACUGGCGCUCAUAAGGUGCCUACUUCUUGCAUCCCUUGGCCAACCCAGGGCCUGCGACGGAUCUCGGUCAAUUCCUUUGGCUUUGGCGGAGCCAACAGUCACAUCAUCCUCGAUGAUGCCCUCCAUGCCAUUGAGGCUCUUGGGCUCGUAGUCAAUCAUCGCACCCUCGCCUCCGCCGGCCUUCUUACCCGUGCGCCUGAGAAACUAGCCAACAGGACCGGGACCAACGGUGCGGACCGCCUGAACGGGGUGAACCAUCACGCAGACCCCGAAACCAGGGCAACGAGCAAAGAAGUGGCCCCGGGAUACCGGUUACUGACAUGGUCAGCUCGAGACGAAGCGGCGCUGAAACGAAUGUUGCAUCUGUAUGACGGGUUUAUCAAAGCCCAAAUGCAUUGUGAUGCUACCUUUCUCGGUGAUCUUGCCUACACGCUUGCCGCCCGCCGGAGUCUCAUGACUUGGAGGUCCUUCUCCGUUGUGGACGUCGAGGCGGCGCCAGAGACCUUGAACAUCUCUGCUAUGAAAUGCGAGCGCGCGGCACGCGAGAAUGGAGUGGCCUUCAUCUUCACCGGCCAGGGCGCGCAGUACGCCAACAUGGGAAUGGAGUUGCUCCGCUACCCGAUCUUCCACGCCACACUCGCCGAGGCUGACGCCAUCUUUCAAGAAUUGGGAGCUGAAUGGUCGCUAUUCGAUGAACUCAGAGACCAAGCGCGGAUCAACAACCCAGAGUUCAGUCAGCCUCUAUGCACCGCGCUCCAGAUCGCCCUGGUGGAACUGCUGGGAAGUUUCAAUAUCUUCCCAGAUGUCGUAGUCGGACAUUCAUCGGGAGAGAUCGCGGCAGCGUACAGCGCUGGAGCCCUCUCCCUCUACUCUGCCUGCACGGUUGCCUAUCACAGAGGCCGUCUGGCUGGGCGGGUAGCGGCGGCAUCUGCGCAGCAGCCAGGGGCCAUGAUGUCUGUGAAUCUUAGCGAGUCCGAAGCAGAGUCCUGCUUGGCAAAGGCGUCGCCGCCGGGACGCGUUUCUGUUGCGUGCAUCAACAGCCCGACCAACGUCACGCUGUCCGGCGAUGAGGUUGCCAUUGACCAGCUGCAAGCAGGCUUCGAAAGAGAUGGCGUCUUUGCAAGGAAGCUCCGAACCGGCGUAGCCUACCACUCGCCCGCCAUGCACCCCGUCGCGGGGGAGUACCUGUCCAGCCUGGGUCGUCUCAAGCCGCGAGAGCUGCCAGGCGGCAACAUGAAUCCUCUCAUGGUGUCCAUAGUCACAAGUCAGAAGGUCGCAACAAUCAACCUGCUGAACCCCCAAUACUGGGCUGACAACCUGGAAUCACCCGUACGGUUUGCUGACGCACUGCAAUACGUUGUCCACACGGCGCCCAAGGUAGACGGCCUCAAACCCAUCACUGACUACCUCGAGAUCGGACCCCACGGAGCGUUGCAGCGGCCCGUACGCGAUUGCCUGACACACGCUGGCAACAGCACGGCCCGAUACGCGUCAGUACUGUCGAGGCAGGACUCCCCGCUGAAAACCAUUCUGCAGCUGGUUGGUCAGCUGUUCACCUGUGGACAUGGAGUUUCCAUCACGGCGGCGAACCAGCAGGACGGCCCUUCUCCGGCCGCCAAGCUUGUGGUAGACGGUCCUGAGUACCCAUUUGACAGGACGCAGACAUACUGGUAUGAACCUAGGUCUAGUCGUGACUGGCGGCUCCGUGAAGGGUCUUCGGGGAGCCUUUUGGGCUUGCGUACCAGCGACUGGAACCCACUGCAACCACGUUGGCGGAAAAUGCUCACUGUCGAGGAGGUUCCUUGGGUGGCUGAUCACGUUGUGGGCAAUACCAUCGUUUUCCCAGCGGUGGGCUCACUUAUAAUGGCUAUGGAAGCUGUCAGGCAAACUGCCAGCAGCAGCCAACAAGCCAUCCGGGGCUACCUCGUGAAGGAGGCCACCUUCACGAGCCCCAUUGUCGUCACCCCAGGACAGACGACAGAGGUCAUGACGCAUCUCCGUCCAGUACAACAGAUGUAUGAGAGAUCUUCCACCCGGUUCGAAAUUGAGAUCUUCUCGUAUGGGGAGAGCUACUGGAGAGCCUGCUGCAAAUGCAUCAUUCAUGUCGAGUUUGAACAAGAGUCCCGAGGCCAAGUACUAGGCGGCGGACAAGAGCUCCAGAUUCUCAGCGAUUCGCUGGCUCGCAAAUACGCCGAUACAAGAAGCAAGGCCGAUGUGAAGAUCACCCGUUCCGAUUUCUAUCGUUGGCUCCAGGAGAACAGCUUUCGUUACGGACCGACCUUUUCUCUCAUCACCGACGAGGUUUGCUGGGAUGGGAACGAUCUCGCCGUUGCCCACGUCAGCGUUGGACCUCCAGUUGAGGGGUUUGAGGAGGGCCUUGUCCAUCCCGGCGUCCUCGACUCAUUUUUGCAGGUCUGCCCUAUCGUGCCAUCGCGAGGAAUGACGACAAAUGUCCCGACUUCGAUCCCGCACAAGAUAAAGAACGCCUGGAUAGCCGCGACCGGGUGGAAGAAUCCGUGUACAAACCGCGUCAAAGUCUUGGCAGAGGCGAAGCUCAAGCACGCUGGCGCUGGUCUUGACUGCGAGAUAGCCGUCUUGUCGGAGACAGGCGUACUUCUUUGCCACAUCAAACGGCUAGAGAUGUCGCCGGUCAUGGAGCGUGAAAUUGGUAUCGAGAAGAGCGGAAGGAGGAGUUUACUGCACCAUAUCGACUGGAAGCCCCACCUGUCAUUGUGUACCCUACAACAGCCCAAUCGCUUGCGUACUGCCACGGGAAAAUCAGGGGAGCACGAAGAUGCAGCCGUCCACGACAGGGUCGAGCUGGAGAAAACCCUUUGGUCUGUAGCGCAGCAGAACAUUGACAGCCUUCGGGGUACCGAUUGGGAGAAAAUGCCAGCCCAUAUGAAAAAGUAUCUCUCUUGGUUAGAACGCCAGCUUCAUGAAAAACCAAGCAAAGACGCCCCUGAAGCCAGCGAUCUUACCACCAGGUUGCAAGAUCUUGGCAUGAGGCGACCAUCGUGGAGGAUGUUCACAGAGGUAGCACAGAACCUUGUCGCCAUAGUCCACGGAGAACCACACGAGCUCGAGUUAUCCAUCUCAUCAACUUUAUUCCAGGAUUGUCUCGAUGACAUGGUGUCUGCAGUCUGCAACCCGGAUCUCGAGGCGUAUCUCGGACUGUUGGCUCACCGGAAGCCUACCCAGAGAAUCCUCGAGGUUGGCGCUCGCAGAGGCGUCCUCACAAGCUUCGUGCUUUCGGUCUUUCGGAGCAUUGAAGCUCGUACGGGAGGGAUAGCGUUCUCCGAGUAUGUCUAUUCGGAUACGUCGACAAUCUCGGUCGACGACGCCAGGCAGCGAUUUGCUGAGUACCAAGACCGCGUGGACUUCAUGUGUCUUGACGUCAACCAAGACCUCGUGGCGCAAGGGUUGCAGCCUUCCAGCUAUGAUGUGAUCUUCGCAGCAGGUAGCGUACGAGGAGAGAAGGACAUCGGUGCCAUUCUUCAAAAUCUUCGACGCGUGCUGAUCCCGGGUGGCCAGCUCGUCCUCCACGACAUCACCGCCCCCGACUGCUUCGAAAUAGGCUUCGGCUUCGGCGUCACUGCGGACUGGUGGCGUGGCCGAGAAGACGACCUCGACUGGGAUCGAGCGACGAUGACGGCCUCUCAAUGGGAUGCAGUCCUGAAGAAUAAUGGCUUCUCAGGGACCAACCUAGUCAUCAGGGACUACCAGAACGAUGCUGCGCAUCGCUCAAGCCUCAUUGUGUCGAGCGAAGCGGCUCACCCAGGCCCUCUACAUGCAGGUACCAGGGUUCUGAUUGUGGUGGCGGAUGGCGACGACUUCCAAAAGUCGCUUGCGGAGAGCGUCCUUCGGAGCCUGAACACAGACUGGAUCUCCCGAAUGCACACGCUCAAUGAGAUGGCAGAUGAGAAACUCGACUCAGGCGACUAUGUCAUCUGUCUCGCGGACGUCUACCGGCCGUUCCUCCAGCCCAUGAGCCAGACAACGCUGAACACGGUUCGAAACUGGGUGCGGCAGUCGACGAACCUGUUCUGGGUUACUGCAUACGAUGCCGAGAGCACCGCGCUUGCGUCGUCGGCGGCCUACGCGGGCAUUAAGGACGGGCUCCUCCGCACAUUACGCUCUGAGUAUUCUCUUAACCGCAUCGUCUCUCUCACUGUCGGUGAUAGCACCCGUGACGUCGUCGCCUGCUCGAAAUACGUAUCGACUGUCUUCGAGUCAGCCUUUGGAGGGAUCAGCGCUGAUGUCGAAUAUGCUGUCCGUGACGGCCUGGUCUUGACUGGGCGACUGGUGGAGGAUAUCGACAUCAACCAAGACCUCAUUUCGUCUCUAGUCCCGCAAGCCAUCACUGAACCUUGGCUGCCAGGGCCGCCGCUCACACUGGCAAUCCAAACUCGUGGGCAGCUCGAGACUCUGCAGUUUCGAGAGGACGUCGCCUAUUAUGACGAGCUAGGCCCAACAGACAUCGAGGUGGAAGCCAAGGUUUGGGGCGUCGGCUUCCGUGACGUAUUUCUUGCCCUAGGCCGCCUGGACGAAGAUGAUUUUGGGGCCGACUGCGCAGGCAUAGUCACAAGAGUGGGAGCCGACGUCCAGUCAGUCAAGGUCGGGGACCGUGUCUGCAUGCAGACAACGGACUGCAUGAAAACCUACCCCAGGGCGCACGAAUGGCUCACGGCCAAGAUCCCAGACUCCGUCUCGUUCGAAGACGCUUGCGCCGUCGUCAUACCCGGCAUGACCGCGCUGCAGUCGCUAGUCGAGGUCGCGCGCCUGCAAAAAGGCGAGAAAGUAUUGAUCCAUUCCGCAUCGGGAGGUACCGGCCAGGUGGCCGUCCAGGUCGCGCGAAUGGUUGGGGCUGAGGUCUUUACAACGGUGGGAUACGACCACAAGAAGCAGCUCCUCAUGGACCUGUACGGGGUGCCUGCCGAUCACAUCUUUUACAGCAGAGACACCAGCUUUGCUCAAGGGGUUAUAAGGAUGACGAACGGUUAUGGCGUUGACGUGGUUCUAAACUCGUUAGCAGGCGAAUCGUUACGUGCUUCGUGGGAUUGCAUUGCUCCUUACGGAAGGAUGAUCGAGAUCGGCAAGGCCGAUAUAGACGCCAACGCAUCGCUGCCCAUGGCUCGCUUCGCAAAGAAUGCCCUGUACGCAGGCGUGGAUCUCCUACACAUAGUAAAGGACAUGAACAAGAAGGAGCUGGGGCACAAGCUUCUGCAGAAGACGAUGGAUCUGGCCAGGGAUGGAAGGAUCCGGGCGCCGAGACCACUACAUGCCUACAACGUGGACUCGGUGGAGGAGGCUUUUCGUUAUCUCGCGAGUGGCAAGAAUACAGGUCGGAUCGUGAUCCGAAUCGAUUCGGCAACGACUGUCCAGAAACAGGUGAUAAAGCGGAGAACUUGGAAGUUUGACGAGAACGCUACGUACCUCGUGGCAGGGGGUCUCGGUGGCAUCGGCCGUUCCAUCCUCAGAUGGAUGGUCGCGAGAGGGGCGAAAUACUUGCUUGUCCCAUCGAGGUCAGGGGCUGCCUCCCCCGCCGCGUCCGAGGUUGUGCGUGAGCUUCCUGGUCGGGGCGUCGUCGUAUCAACUCCGAAAUGUGACGUAUCUUCGAAAGAAUCCCUCUCACACAUGCUCCAAGAGUCUACCGCGACUCUUCCCCCGAUCCGAGGGUGCAUCGUUGCGACCAUGGUCCUGAACGAUUGCACGUUCGAGAACAUGACCCUGGCACAAUGGGAGCAGACCUCGCGUUCCAAGGUCGAAGCGUCGUGGAACCUCCACACCAUGCUUCCCAAUCUAGAUUUCUUCAUCCUACUUUCCUCCGUCUCCGGCGUGGUCGGAAACCCGGGCCAGAGCAACUACGCAGCAGGCUGCACCUUUCAGGACGCCCUAGCGCGGCAUCGCAGCAGUGGCGGCCAGAAAGCCAUAUCCAUCGACCUCGGCGUCAUGCGCAGCAUCGGCGUCGUCGCCGAAACGGAGCGGCUCCAGCGGCACCUCCUCCAGAACUCUCGAGGAUUCGUCCCAAUCGAGGAAGCCGAGUUCCUGUCCCUGCUCGACAUCUGCUGCGACCCCUCGUACCACCCAGGAUCCCACCAGUGUCAGAUGGUAAUGGGCCUCGAGACGCCAGCCAGCCUCCUCCUCGCGCGAUCACUCGACGAGCCACUGCCCGAAAUCCUGCAACGGCCGCUCUUUGCCCGCUUCAGCCAGCUCCCUGGCAGCCGGGCCGGCGGCAGCAGCAGCAACAACAGCAGCAGUGACGACGCCGCGAGGCUCUUCCGGCAGGCCGGAUCGGCGACUGAGCGGGCCCGUGUGGUCGUCGAUGCGCUUUCGAAGCGGCUGGCGCGGACGCUGUCGAUCAAGCUCGAGGACGUCGACACGCACCAGGCGCUGCACGCGUACGGCGUCGACUCGCUCGUCGCCGUCGAGCUGCGUAGCUGGCUGGGCAAGGAGUUCGCGGCCGACGUGCCCGUGUUUGAGAUUGUCAGCGGCAAGACGAUUGAGGCGGUUGGGGAGCUGGUGGCGAAUAGCAGUCGGAUUGAGAUGAGAGGGUAG
Molecule: messenger RNA, 9160 nt
Organism: Canariomyces notabilis
Lineage: Eukaryota; Fungi; Ascomycota; Sordariomycetes; Sordariales; Chaetomiaceae
Exons: 13
Coding region: 188-9160 (2990 amino acids)
Biological process (GO): fatty acid biosynthetic process; secondary metabolite biosynthetic process
Molecular function (GO): oxidoreductase activity; pyridoxal phosphate binding; zinc ion binding
Source: RefSeq, a predicted model, not a curated record